Messenger RNA from Penicillium maclennaniae, 864 nucleotides. Its product is annotated as Mg2+ transporter protein CorA-like/Zinc transport protein ZntB. Bases 1 to 864 code for a protein of 287 amino acids. NCBI's taxonomy places the organism in Eukaryota, Fungi, Ascomycota, Eurotiomycetes, Eurotiales, Aspergillaceae. The record is from RefSeq and is a predicted model, not a curated record. The transcript has a single exon.
AUGGAUUCGCUCAAGUCGGAGAACAACUCAUCUACAAAUGGGUCAGACGGUGACGAAUCAAGCGCUGCUUCCCCUGUGGAAUCGGUACACAGUCGUGGGAGUUAUGUGCGUUCCCGUCCACUCCGUCGACUUAGUUUCUCGCCGCCAGGCUCGACCUCGUACGGAGCAGCUAUACAAUACCACAAUCAGGAUGAAUACCCACCACAGUUGGAAAAGCGUUCACGCAAUGUUCGCAUACAUGUUGAGGAAGACUACACUGACUCGCAAGUUUCGGAUGAUUCCCGUGAUGUCCCUUUGGGCAACCGGUACGGACUAAGGUCAAUAUCCCAACGCCGCUCGAGGUCUCCGGAGUAUACACUUCGUGGCGGGCGUGCUCCACCUCGGCCUUACUCAAGUGAUGCGCCAUACUAUUUCGUGAACUCUCGAUCUUCCUCACCUUCCGAUUCUUCAUUAUCUUCCCUUUCUCAUUCACCCCCGUCUCCAAGAUUCAGACCAUCAGAGGUUGUGACCGUAGUCAGGCCCCAUCAAACCUCAGCCAAAGCACCAAGCUACCAUAGUACUGGUAAUAUCCAUGCCGAUCCUGCAGAUGCCUCUGAAGAUGAGCAUAUUCGAGUUCAUCAUGUUAUCAACAUUCGGCCUUCUUAUUCGAUCUAUGGUCGUGACAAUGAACAAAAUCCGAAACUUCGAAGCAGAGUGUUUACUCACCAGCCCUCAUUCAAACAUGAGGAAAAUCUUCCUCCAGAGACAUACCACAUUAUUCAUACUCGGCUCGUCCCUAGAGAGGAUGAGCAUACACAUGACAUUGCAGUCCUGACAUAUGACGAGGGAGCCACCCGAACAGAGACAGAGAUCUCUUGGAUGUAA